Carassius gibelio (silver crucian carp) is the source of this 2876-nucleotide messenger RNA. RefSeq lists its product as uncharacterized. Bases 433 to 2670 code for a protein of 745 amino acids. The record is from RefSeq and is a predicted model, not a curated record. The transcript is spliced from 11 exons. NCBI's taxonomy places the organism in Eukaryota, Metazoa, Chordata, Actinopteri, Cypriniformes, Cyprinidae.
UCGUUUCCAGCUAUUUUUAUUUACAUUUUGUAUAUAUACUUUGUGACAAUAAGCAGAUACAUAUUAACACCAUAGAGUUACUUAAAAUCGAUCAUAAACUCAAGGUGAGAAUUCUGAAAGACAGAGACCAACAUUUCUUCAUGUAUUCAACGUAUGUUGCGGUUUACAUUUUGUACAAAGCCUUCUAUUAUGCGGUUAAAUUCGUUAAAGGGCGGGUGAAAUGCUAUUUCAUGCAUACUGAGAUUUUUACACUGUUAAAGAGUUGGAAUUCCCAUGCUAAACAUGGUUUCCGGUUUGUCGAGGAUGCGUCUAUGUGACGUUAGAUGGUGUGGAAUUUCCUUAUAUGGGUCCUAAAGGGCACUUCUCCCGGAAGAGCGCGCACGUGCCCAUAAGAGCAGAGCAGAUACAUUCACUGACCAGAACGAGAGCGAAAUGUCUCCCAAGAAGUGUGCUUUUGGUUGCCAGGGCAAGGCAACCCUGCACAUAUUACCUAAAGAAACAGCAUUAAGGAACCAGUGGUUGCAGUUUAUUUUUAAUGAGCAUCAACGGAGGAGGUGUGCAAGUGUUUUUGUUUGUUCCCUGCAUUUUGAAGAUGCUUGUUUUACAAACAAGGCCCAGUUUGAUGCCGGAUUUGCAAAGCGUUUAUUUCUUAAGGAUGAUGCAGUCCCGACGAAAAAGGGUCACGAUCGUGUGUUGGAACCGCAUGCGAGCACAUCUACAUGUGUUCCUACCAGCCAGGGCUUUCCUUCUGUCAAGCACACUGAAUGUCAAAGAGAACAUAAAACAACUGUGUCUGCUGAUGUGAAAGCCAAACCACUAAUGCAGUCUGUAGGAAUUCAGUGUACUAUUCUUCCAUCUGCUGCCACACAGACAGGACAUGUACGGAGCAAAGGUUUUACUCUGUCAGGCACACAUGCAACAGUUUCCUUUACAAGUGUGAGUACUGAGACAGCAAUAUCAACAGCAUCAACAUCUGGACUCGGUCCAACACCAGUUAAAAGGCCGAAGACAGAAUUGCUGGAUGAGGAAGAGAUUCCAACACAUUUAUCAGAAAUUCAACAAACUCGAGAUUCCUCAUAUGAGGCUGGUGACCCUGUUGCAGAGCUUUCUAAAACAAGUGGGAUGGACAUCUCUCGUGAUUACACCGAUGCAAAGUACAUUGUUUUUGAAAGCUGUCUCAGAGAGCUUUUUAAAACAUGUCCUUUUUGCACGAAUGAAUGCAAUGUGCAGCGACGUCGGCUUGGGACAUUUGUGUCAUUCUGUCAGGUCUGCGAACACUGUCAAUAUACCAAAAAAUGGCAGAGCCAGCCCAUGAAAGGAAGCACCCCAGUUGGAAACCUGCAAAUGUCAGCAGCAGUGUAUUUCACCGGUGGAUCAUUUAUUCAAAUGCAUAAGAUUUGCAGAGCUAUGAAUCUACAAAUUCACCCCUUCAGAUCAUUCAGAACGCAUGCUCGGAUGUUUCUUGAACCAGCCGUAUUUCACAAGUGGAAGAUGGAUCAGCAGGCCGUGUUCCAGUCACUACAACCGUUGGGCAAAAUUGCACUGAGUGGCGAUAUGCGUGCGGAUUCUCCAGGACAUUCUGCCAAAUAUGGCAGCUAUACUUUAUUGCAUCCUGACAGCAAUAAAAUUCUGGACAUUCAACUAAUACAGAGCAAUGAAGUUGGAGGCAGUGCACACAUGGAGAAGGAAGGACUCAGAAGAGGUCUGGAUCAUCUAGAGUCCAACCAGUUACAAGUAGAUUACAUUGUGACUGAUCGCCACACCAAGGUGCAGAAAUAUCUGCGGGAGAGAGAGAUCCAACAGUACUAUGAUGUUUGGCACCUCCAGAAGGGGCUAUCUAAAAAAUUAGAAAAAUUGUCAAGAAACAAAGACUGCCAAGUGCUGCGAAACUGGUUGGUGGCUAUAAAAAAUCACAUCUACUGGUCAGCCAUGUCUUCCACAGAAGGACCAGAGAAAGUUGCUAAGUGGAAGAGUUUAUUAAAUCACAUUCAGAAUGUCCACAUUCAUGAAGAUCCAGUAUUCCCCAAGUGCGCUCAUGCAGACAGAGUGACCAGAGACCCUAGUAAAUGGUUAAAACCAGGUACCAUGGUCCUGUAUAAAGUGGAGAAGCUGCUCAUGAACAAGAGAGUUCUCCGCGAUGUGGAAAAGCUGAGCCACCAACAUCAAACUUCAGCUCUUGAGGCGUUCCACCGUGUCAUUCGGAGAUUCGUCCCCAAGAAUGUUGUUUUUCCUUUUAUUGGAAUGCUAUGCAGACUGUAUCUUGCGGCAAUGCAUUUUAACGAGAAUGCUGAUCAUGAACAGGCAAUGAACUUGGAAGGCAAUGCUGUCUAUCGAAUAAUGUAUCCAGAAUCUAAGAAGGGGCAACCAAUUGUGAAGACAGAGCCUACUUUUGGAUACGUCAAAGAUCUGAUGAGACUGGUGUUUGUAGAGGUGUUUGAAGACCCUGCCUAUUAUGCUGAGGAACUACGAAAAGUACCCAUUCCAGAUUCCCCAUCAGAACAGUUUGACAGGCCGCCAAAGGAGGAUCUCAUUGCUAGACGCGUGUCUAGGUUCAGUCCAGUGGUGGCCGGUAGCCAACAUAGUUCCCACCAGCAUCAGGGAACUCUUGCCGAAUCCGGAGGACAACACAUGAUGGAAGGACCCCAGCACCAGCUGACUAAACUACGAUAGGCGAGAGACCUGAAACGUCUGGCAGCGUGGUGGAAUUGUUACGUAGUCAGUAAUGUAGCAUUUUGUAUUAUGUUCAACACAUACUUUUUUUUCAUUUGUAUGCUAUAUUUUUGACCCUGAAAAUACAUUUUUCCAAUUAUUGAUAUUUAAAUUUAUUUUAUUACAAUGCACACCUUCCUAGAUAAAUAAACACAAUUUACAAAGUU